AUGGCUGAACUGGCUCUGGGUAUUGCCGGCGUUGCUGGCACAGUCGACGUCUGUAUAAAGUUCGGGAAAUAUCUUAUCAAAGCCUACAAGGACUAUGGUCAGGCUGAUGCAUUAGCCCACGAGCUGUCAGUAAGAAUCCAGGUUUGCUGGUCUCGAAUUGCCAGCCAGCUAGAGAUCGUCAGAGAACUCGAGGGUAGCAUGACCGAGGAUCAACGGGAGCUACAGUCGCACAUAUUACGCAUCUUGCAGUCUAAGCUUGAAGCUGCGACAGUUGUCAUCUCCAAGCCCGAUAAGCAUGGUAGCUCAAGAGGAUACAGGGCUCUGCGUUUCCUUAACCUACGAGAAUCCCUCGAAAGCACCGUUACCGAUCUUGAGUCUUGGCAGAAGCGGUUUGAGCCAUCGUGGUUCCAGAUUAUAAAAACCGGCCCGACUAACACUGAAAAUGUGUUGAAAAGGGCUACUCUAACCAACCCACGAGACCGAGGCGAGCCAGCUCGCGAGGGCUUGAAAUUUCGCGAAGCCUUCAACAACAGCGAGACUGUGAAGCUAGCAGAAAAGGUACUCGAGAACCUUGAGAUGCAAGUGAUCCCAAAUUGUGAGGCCGAGCUUGCAGUCAAGCUGAAGGAGAAUAAAUACUUCAUCAUUGAUACGGUUUCUCGGGAUACGGUUGCAUUGAGAGAUGCUCGGGAGCUUGCAUCACGUCUCCGAGACUCGAACCCUUCAACUUUCGGGACCUUGAAAUGCAAAGGAGUUGUUCAACCUGCCAGGGAGCCGUCCCUAAAGUUUGUCUUUAGCGUCCCUGACGGGUAUUCCAGGGUCCGGAGCUGCAGGGAACUUCUCCUCUCUGGUCCUACCAACUCACUCACCACUAGACUCAAAAUCGCGAGGCAGCUUGUCACAGCAGUCUAUUACGUUCAUUUAUACGAAUUUGUUCAUAAGAAUAUCACUCCGGAGACUAUACUCAUCCUAGAGUCUCCAAACGAAGAGCAUGUGCAAAUGCUUGUGUGCCUCGUUGGAUUUCAACUUUUUCGGUAUGCUGACGCUCCGACAAACACUUCCAAGACCAAGGAAAGAAGUCUGGUGUAUCAGCACCCUACACGCAUUGGGGAUAAGACUGUGAAGUUUGUUAUGCAACACGAUAUAUACAGUCUUGGUGUUUGUCUCUUGGAAAUUGGCCUCUGGCGAUCACUUGUUGAACCUCACGGUGCUACUCCCACGUUAUCACCAGUGUUCACUAAUAGUGAAGGACGUCUGUCGGAACUAGGCCCACAAGCUAUCAAAGAGCAGUUGAUACACUUCAGUCGUACCGAGCUGAGAAUGUGCAUGGGCGAUAUGUACAGCACGGUGGUUGAGACCUGCUUGACGUGUCUGGACGAGGGUAACAUAGGCUUCGGUGACCCCCAAGACUUUGAUUAUCAGGGAGGAGCCGAGGUUGGGUCGCAAUAUGUCGAAAAGAUCAUGAAUCCAGUAGGCGCGCUUUGUUUUUGA
Fusarium subglutinans is the source of this 1488-nucleotide messenger RNA. RefSeq names its product het-s domain protein. The record is from RefSeq and is a predicted model, not a curated record. Lineage: Eukaryota; Fungi; Ascomycota; Sordariomycetes; Hypocreales; Nectriaceae. Gene Ontology annotation, molecular function: protein kinase activity; ATP binding. The transcript has 2 exons. The coding region runs from base 1 to 1488 and encodes 495 amino acids. Gene Ontology annotation, biological process: protein phosphorylation.